GAGUGUCGCGCUGCGCCUCGGGAGGGAGCGGCGGCGGUGGGGGCUGCGCAACGGCGGAACGCCGCCCGCCGUACGGAGGGGCACCGGGGCCGGGCGGGCCGCGAGCGCUGGGCUCCGGGCAGUGCCGGGCCGCGCCGCGGGGACUCUCCGGCGCCUGUUGGGGCCGUUUCCCCUCCUCCGGCCCUGAGCGGCGCGCCGGCGGCGGCCGCUUCUUCCUCCUCGGCCUCGCUGCUCAGAUAUCAAAGGAUCAAGUUGCAUCUUUCAGAAGGAGUGCAUGUACCAACCAGAGGAGUGAAAGCAGUAAUUCCCUCAUUCUUUCCCAUCUGUUUGUUAUCUGAUGCAGUUAUAUUUUGGAAUAAGCUUACCCGGUUGCUUUACUCCCAGCUUCUUUCCUGAGCAAGAAGAGGGGAAAGGCUGCUAUGAUAUUUCUGCUGCUUUUAUGCAUGUAAAGCCACAGCAGUCAGGAAAGAGCUGCUCUCGUACACAGCAGAAUGACAAAUUCACGGAUCACUUCAAGCAUAAUGUGAUGUGAGCCAAUUGCAUUGUUAAACUACUACAAAGACAGCUAUUCAGAGGUGUUUCUACAUACAUGCAAAGGACGCAUUGACUGCAUAGGAAGAGUGAAGCAUACUCUUGUGGUUAAGAGUGAAUUUUCAGAGCCCCUGGGAUUGACUGCUCAGCUCUGUCAGCUUGAGAAGCAGCUACCACAUUUUCAUGUGAGGAAAAAGCAACACUGAAUGGAAAUGGCAGCUUAAAAAAAAAAAUCUUGUACUGUGGACUUGUGAUUCCUUCAUAAGCAAAUGAUUGUGGAAAAUUAAUAUAUUGGGAAGGAAAAACAGAAAGCAUAUUAUACCACUGAAGAGUGGUUUGCAGAUAUAUCUUCUGACAACUGAAGAGACACAUGAAAGUAUGGUUCUACCAAACAGAGGUUCGUAGCUGUCUCCAUCUUGACUUUAAUCUUGCCCAGUGCUCCGUUUGCCCCUCUUAUCAUCAGCUCUCAUUAUCAUAGGAUUUAGACCAGACUCUUUAAGAUGACCUCUAUGAAAGAAUACCUUAAGCAGUGCAGUUCAGGGAAACACAGACAAUGUUUCUGCAGAAGCUGGAUAAGAUUAUGAAGACAGUAAGACACUUCAUCUAGACUGAGCAAUGACAAGAAAAUACUGUUAUCCUCUGAUUUCCCUUUGUAAUGAUAAAUCACGGACUCUACAAAGGAUGGAAGAGGCACUUGCUGAGUGUGCAGGAUGAGCUGGCUGCUGACUUCAGAACGUUAACAAAGACUCUUUAUGAUUUAAAUAAAGCUCUUGGAAGCAGUGUAGUUCGUGGAAGUCCUCUGAAAGAGCUGGUGAUAGAGAACUUUGAUGAAGAACAGAUCUGGCAACAACUAGAGCUCCAGAAUAAUGCGGUUCUUGAUGUCUUCAAGAAGUCUGUUGCACAGUGUACCAACGAUAAAGACCUUUGCCUGAUCUCUGACCAAGAAGAUGACAGCUCUGAUGCAGAAGCCAUCAGUGAUAGUGAAGUAGGAGACACGAUAGAAGCAGAAACCGAACAGGAUAAUGCCUAUACAAAACACAAAACUGAAGCUAAAGAAAAGAAAAGUAAACCCAGAGAAACCGUAAUAGAGGAAUACAGUGAUGAAGAUUCUGAUGUUGACUUUGAUAUUGAAGCACUAGAGCAAGAAACAAAAACAGCCAAGAAAACAGCAGUGAAAAACACAGGAAGAAAGUCUGUAGUGGAUGACAAAUUUUUUAAGCUGGCUGAGAUGGAAGCUUUUCUAGAACACAUGGAGAAGGAAAACGGGGAAAGGGAGGAGGAGGAGGAGGAAGAUGAUAUUGACUAUUUUGAAGACAUUAUCUCAGAGGAUGAGGAAGAAGAAUUUGAAGAAGCUAAAGUCAAACCGGUUAAAAGUUCUAGAGAUCUAACGUACAAAGAUUUCUUUGAUCCUGUUGAUGACAAUGAUGACUUAGUAGCUAAUGAUGCUGAGGACUAUGAGGACGAGGAAGCAGAUAGUGCUAUUGAAAAGGAGAAUGAAGAAAGCAUGUCUGAGGCUGAGGAUAUUAAUGAAGUGGUCACGGAAAACAUGAGAAAUAAAAAAGUUUCUUUUAGUUUGCCAGAUGACAGUGAAACAGAAGAUGUUAUGGAUAUGCAAUUAGAGAGGGGUAUUGAUCUCAAUGAGACUAAGUCGUCUUUUGAGAAGAGACAGGAAAAGAUGAGUGAAAAAAUAAAAAGUUUAGAAGAAGAGUUGCUGGAGGAGAAACCUUGGCAGCUUAGAGGGGAAGUGACUGGACAUAAGAGACCUGAAAACAGCCUUUUGGAGGAAACAGUACUCUUUGAUCAUGCAGUCCGAAUGGCUCCUGUGAUCACAGAAGAAACUACUUUUCAACUUGAAGAUAUCAUCAAGCAGAGAAUAUUGGAUGAGGCAUGGGAUGAUGUAGUACCAAAAGAAAGACCAAAAGAGGAUGCCUUUGAAUACAAGAAACGCAUUACCUUGGAUCAUGAAAAGAGUAAAUUGAGUCUGGCUGAGAUCUAUGAGCAAGAAUACUUGAAACUUCACCAGCAAAAAACAGAAGAAGAAGAAAAUCCUGAGCACAAAGAAAUUCAGGAGAUGAUGGAUUCGCUUUUCCUAAAACUGGAUGCGCUUUGUAAUUUCCACUUCACACCCAAACCACCUGUGCCAGAAGUUAAAAUAGUGUCAAACCUGCCAGCUAUAAGUAUGGAAGAAGUAGCACCUGUUGCUGUUAGCGAUGCUGCUCUCUUAGCACCAGAGGAGAUCAAGGAAAAGAACAAAGCUGGUGAUGUAAAAACAGAUGCAGAAAAGACUGCCACAGACAAAAAACGAGAGCGGAGAAAGAAAAAGCUUCGUAAACGUAUAAAGCUCAAGGAAAAGGAAAAACGGCAAAAACUUCUUGAAAAGAUGAAACCAGAACAAGGCACAAAGCUCAGCAAAAAAGCUGCUGCAGCAAAAUUAAAAAAGCUGACAAAAGAAGGCAAAGCGUCACUACUCAAGGAUGAAGGAAAAGACAAGGCCGUGAAGUCAUCCCAAGCCUUCUUCUCCCAAUUACAAGAUCAAGUGAGAAUGCAAAUCAAAGAUGCAAACAAAUUGAAGAAGAAACAGAAAAAGCAGAAAGAUGUCUCUGUCCAUAAACUUAAAUUAUAAUUGACUUUUUUUAUACGUACUAGAUCUAUAUCUAUCAAUACAUAGAGAAACUGUGUUUUAAUGCUGAAUUGGAAUGGUUAUUAGUCUUUGUACAUCAUUAAAAUGUCCUGGGAAGGUCUAAACUGUGAUAAA
Messenger RNA from Gallus gallus (chicken), 3286 nucleotides. RefSeq names its product M-phase phosphoprotein 10 (gene MPHOSPH10). The record is from RefSeq and is a predicted model, not a curated record. Gene Ontology annotation, biological process: rRNA processing. Bases 1187 to 3154 code for a protein of 655 amino acids. The transcript has 20 exons. Gene Ontology annotation, cellular component: sno(s)RNA-containing ribonucleoprotein complex; nucleus; Mpp10 complex. Lineage: Eukaryota; Metazoa; Chordata; Aves; Galliformes; Phasianidae.